AUGGUGAUAGAUUAUAGAGAUGUGAACAAGAAGACCAUCAAGGAUGGAUAUCAGACAGCUCAAGUGAGAGUCCUCAUCAACGGACUUAAAGGAGCAAGAAUCUUCUCCAAGUUUGAUGCAAAAUCAAGUUUCUGGCAAGUCAAAAUGCAUCUUGAUUCCAUACCUUUAACUGCUUUUGGAACUCCUCAAGGACACUAUGAAUGGCUAGUCAUGCCAUUUGGAAGCAAGAGACUGGAUCCAGAAGAAGAGUCUGAACCAAAUAAGAAGACUCUAUCUGAAAGAUACAAGACUGGAGACAAAACUGUUGGACUGUUACAUGAUGGACGUCAUUACCAGUAUAUAGUCUCAUACGAUGAUGCUGAAUCAAGCAAACCAGCUGGAAAACAGAAGCCAAAACCAAUGAAGAAUUGGGACAAGCAAUUGGAUGAUAAAUCCACAUCAAAAGAAGAAGCUCAAUCGGCAACCUCUGAAGAUAAGAAGAAACUCUUAAAUGAGUUCUUGCUGCAUUCUAAGCCAGCCACAACUGUUCAAUCGAAGGCCCUUGAAGUUUUAACAGAAGAAUUGUAUGGAUCUCAUACUAAAGACAAGAAGAUUGCUACUGAAGAAUGUCAAGUUCCAAAGUUUGAAAUCUUAGUUGAAGUUCGGAGUCUAUGUAAGGAGCUCGGUACGAGAAAGGAGAGAUCAGGCGAACUUGGCAUUGAAGUUCUCACUACUUUUCGGAAAGAAAAGAGUCAGUCUACUAAGAGUUCUAGUAUAGUGAAUGUAUAG
Molecule: messenger RNA, 768 nt
Organism: Argentina anserina (silverweed cinquefoil)
Lineage: Eukaryota; Viridiplantae; Streptophyta; Magnoliopsida; Rosales; Rosaceae
Exons: 4
Coding region: 1-768 (255 amino acids)
Source: RefSeq, a predicted model, not a curated record